AAACCAUUAUGAUAUCUGCAACAGCAGCUCAAAAUCCACCAACAGUUCAACUUCAACUCUUUCAGAAAAAUUCCUAGUUCCCUGAGAAGAAAAGAAAAAAUAAAAACAAAAGAAAAGAUUUAAACCACCGUAUUAAACCUCACAAAAAAGGGGUUUGAAGAGCUGAAAAGCAGAAGAAGUUGCCAUUGAGAAUCUGACAUUAUUAUCCAGUGUUGGGUGAGAUUUUAUCAUUCAGCAGCAUGUCUCAUACCAACUGGGAAGCUGAUAAAAUGCUGGAUGUGUAUAUCCAUGAUUAUCUAGUGAAGCGGGAUUUAAAAGCCUCUGCACAAGCUUUCCAAGCAGAAGGAAAAGUAUCCUCAGAUCCCGUUGCUAUUGAUGCGCCGGGAGGUUUCCUAUUUGAAUGGUGGUCGGUUUUCUGGGAUAUAUUCAUUGCUAGGACUAAUGAGAAACAUUCAGAGGUUGCGGCAUCUUACAUUGAGACUCAGUUGAUUAAGGCAAGGGAGCAGCAACAGCAGCAGCAGCAACAACAACAGCAACAACAUUCCCAGCAACCGCAAAACUCACAACAACAGCAGCAGCAAAUGCAAAUGCAGCAACUCAUGAUGCAAAGGCAACAACAGCAGCAGCAGCAGCAACAACAGCAGCAGCAGCAGCAGCAGCAGCAACAACAACAGCAGCAACAGCAGCAACCACAGCAGCAACAGCAACCGCCACAGCCGCAGCAGAGAAGAGAUGGGGCACAUCUUCUCAAUGGAACUACAAAUGGGCUUGUUGGAAAUGAUCCUCUCAUGCGACAAAAUCCUGGAACAGCGAAUGCCAUGGCUACAAAGAUGUAUGAGGAAAGAUUAAAACUUCCUCUUCAGAGAGAUGCUAUGGAUGAUGCAUCUAUGAAGCAGAGAUUUGGUGAAAAUGUGGGCCAGAUUUUGGAUCAAAAUCAUGCUUCAAUAUUGAAGUCAGCUGCAGCAACCGGCCAGCCUUCAGGGCAAGUUUUGCAUGGUACAGCUGGUGGGAUGACUCAACAAGUCCAAGCUCGAAAUCAGCAAUUGGCAGGGUCUACACCGGACAUAAAGACUGAAAUCAAUCCAGUAUUGAAUCCCAGAGCUGCAGGUCCUGAGGGAUCAUUAAUAGGAAUUCCUGGAUCAAAUCAGGGUGGAAACAAUUUGACUUUAAAAGGAUGGCCGCUCACAGGUUUGGAGCAGCUUCGCUCUGGACUUCUUCAGCAACAGAAACCUUUCAUACAAGCUCCCCAGCCCUUUCAUCAGCUGCAGAUGUUGACACCACAACACCAGCAACUUAUGCUUGCUCAGCAAAAUAUGACAUCACCGUCUGCUGCCAACGAUGAGAGUAGAAGACUAAGAAUGCUAUUGAAUCGCGGUCCUGGGAAGGAUGGCCUUGCAAAUUCUGUUGGUGACGUGGUACCAAAUAUAGGAUCACCUCUUCAAGCUGGUGGCCCUAUUUUGCCUCGUGGAGAUACAGAUAUGCUGAUUAAGUUAAAAAUGGCUCAACUUCAGCAGCAACAAAACAGCAAUCCUCAACAGCAACAGCAACAGCAACAGCUUCAACAGCACGCUCUUUCUAAUCAGCAGUCACAAAAUUCAAAUCUCAAUCCCCAUCAGCAAGAUAAAAUGGGGGGUGCUGGCAGCAUCACUAUGGAUGGUAGCAUGUCGAACUCUUUUCGAGGAAAUGAUCAGGUUUCAAAAAACCAGCCAGGGAGAAAGAGAAAGCAGCCAGUGUCAUCUUCAGGGCCUGCCAAUAGCACAGGAACAGCAAACACAGCUGGGCCUUCCCCGAGUUCAGCCCCCUCAACUCCCUCGACUCACACUCCUGGAGAUGUAAUCUCAAUGCCUGCCUUGCCCCACAAUGGUAGCUCCUCCAAGCCUCUGAUGAUGUUUGGUGCUGAUGGUACUGGUACUCUUACAUCACCAUCACAUCAGUUGUGGGAUGAUAAAGAUCUUGAAUUGCAGGCUGAUAUGGAUCGAUUUGUAGAGGAUGGGUCUCUUGAUGAUAAUGUCGAGUCUUUUUUAUCCCCUGAUGAUGUGGAUCAUAGAGAUGCUGUUGGUCGAUGUAUGGAUGUCAGCAAAGGGUUCACAUUUACGGAAGUAAACUGUACUAGAGCAAGCGUAAGCAAGGUUACAAGCUGUCACUUCUCAUCAGAUGGAAAGUUUCUUGCUAGUGGGGGCCAUGAUAAAAAGGCUGUAUUGUGGUACACAGAUACAUUAAAGCUAAAAAGUACGCUAGAAGAACAUUCAGCUUUGAUAACUGAUGUUCGUUUUAGUCCGAGCAUGCCACGUGUUGCAACGUCUUCAUUCGACAAGACUGUCAGGGUUUGGGAUGCCGACAAUCCUGAUUAUUCUCUCCGUACCUUUAUGGGACAUUCGGCCUCUGUUAUGUCAUUAGAUUUCCACCCAAAUAAAGACGACCUCAUCUGUUCUUGUGACGGGGAUGGUCAGAUACGCUACUGGAGUAUUAACAAAGGCAGCUGCUCAUGCGUGUCUAAGGGUGGUACGGCACAAAUGAGAUUUCAACCCCGUCUUGGAAGAUUUCUUGCUGCAGCCGCAGAGAAUGUUGUAUCUAUACUGGAUGUUGAGACUCAGACUUGUCGGCAUUCUUUACAGGGGCAUACUAAGCCUAUCCAUUCUGUGUGUUGGGAUCCUUCUGGCGAAUUCCUUGCAUCUGUCAGCGAGGACUCUGUAAGAGUUUGGACAUUUGGAGCGGGAGGCGAAGGGGAAUGCGUUCAUGAGUUAAGCUGCAACGGAAAUAAAUUUCAUUCAUGCGUUUUCCAUCCUACGUAUACUUCACUGCUGGUCAUUGGCUGUUAUCAGUCACUGGAGUUAUGGAACAUGACAGAGAACAAGACAAUGACUCUAUCGGCACAUGAAGGACUUAUUGCUGCCUUGUCUGUGUCAACUGUUACGGGUUUGGUUGCUUCGGCUAGUCACGAUAAGUUUGUCAAGCUCUGGAAGUGAAAUGGUCACUGUGAUUAACUGAACUUCACAGAUUAGGAAUAGGUUUCAGCCAGUCUUGGUCAACGCUUGUAGUUUAUGUCUUUGGUUGCUCGAUUGAUCUUCAACUUUUGUUUUUUGGGAUAUCGAACUGUCUCCACAGGACCCCCGGAAACUGUCCUUGUAACAUUAUUGUUGUAUUUGUAUGCUUAUUACUGUAACAGUAAAAACUGGGACAUCUCUCAAUUGCUUCAUGCUGCUCUUGUAACGUUUUCGGACGGGAGGAUAGAAAUUUUAUCA
This is a messenger RNA of Malus domestica (apple), 3242 nucleotides long. Its product is annotated as transcriptional corepressor LEUNIG. Gene Ontology annotation, molecular function: protein binding. The record is from RefSeq and is a predicted model, not a curated record. Lineage: Eukaryota; Viridiplantae; Streptophyta; Magnoliopsida; Rosales; Rosaceae. Gene Ontology annotation, cellular component: nucleus.